Molecule: messenger RNA, 985 nt
Organism: Anoplophora glabripennis (Asian longhorned beetle)
Lineage: Eukaryota; Metazoa; Arthropoda; Insecta; Coleoptera; Cerambycidae
Exons: 2
Coding region: 29-607 (192 amino acids)
Source: RefSeq, a predicted model, not a curated record
AUAUAAUAGUGUCUAAGAAUUUGUAAAUAUGAUUUUAAAAUUUUCCAUUUUAUUGCAGGAUUACCUAAGGCAGAGCGAGCAGCAACUCAACGAGCUGGACAAACACGGACAAGAGAAGAAGCCCUCCUCGAAGGUGGGGAGUCAACCGAGGUCAAAUAGUUCGCCCUCGAUGGAUUCCAAUAGAUUUGACGCUGCCAACGCGAUCAACACGCCAUGCUACGUGCCAGGAGGUGACAUACUGCCUAUUCUAGUGAGGAGCGAGCACAGCGUGAGUCCCUCUAAUGGAGACGCCUACAACACAAACAUCUACACGGUGGACAACGACAAUCCCCCGGAGAUGUGCGACAGCGCCUGCCAGACGAGGGAGAGCCUCUUCACCACCCAGGGCUACAGUUCGGGAAACAGCAGUCCCAACCACAGCGUGCACACCAACUCACCCCCCGCUCCCUUCAGCACCUUCGGCUACCAGAAGGACAACAAGUUCAAGGCGGAGGCCAAGAUCGAGAUGGUUCCCCAGGGGGGUCGCAAGAACAAAUACGACGACAUGCGGAGGCCGUACAGCGUCCAGACGACCAAGUCGGCGCCGGACGUCAUCGUCACGCACUGACAGUUGUUGCGCGCCGAGUGGGAGCCUUACAAGAGGAGGCACCCACGGCAAUUCCAAAGGACGAAUUCCACGGAGUUGUUCAGCGGCGGGGAAUGCUGCGAUCACAGUGAAGAGACUCAAACAUAUGACUCUGAUUUUUAUACGUAAUACAAGUUUAGAUCACGUUUCUUUAAUAAGAAGAAUAAGACAAAGACAGCUCCGGGUUUUGGUUCUUUUGUGUAUUUGACAAUCUGAGAUUUGUUAUGUAAUAGCAUUAUUUUAACUUUGCACACAUCUUAUGUACGAUGUUCUUGAUAGUAUCGGUGAAUAUAACAAAGUGUUAUUGGCAUCAACGAUUGGAUGAAUAUGGGGUAUUUUAAAAUAAAUUCUGAAAGGUUA